UAGAAGAACAAACAAUGAUGCUUUAAGCCGAUAGGUAGUUGGCCCUUAAUAAGAGUCAAGAGAUAUGUUUUCUCUAUCGUGUCCAAUUUUAAUUCAAAUAUCAAAAGAAUAAAAUAAGCUGACUGCUAAAUUAGAAUAUUUCUGAGUCAACAAACAGGAAGGAAGGAAGAAGUGCAUCAUCUUGCUCUAAUCACUACUAUAAGAAUCAGUACAUUUCUGAGUCAACAAGCAGGAAAAUUGUUAUUGCAUUUUCUACUUUUAUUAAUGGCUUCCUCUCCUUCCAGGUUAUGUGCUUACUUACCAGUUAGCUCUAUGAUAUCCUUUUUAGUAGACAAAUUUGGACCAACUGCUUCUUCUCGAGCCUGAAUUGCUAGUUAUAUUAUAACAUACAGGCGAUGGAGCUAAAGUUUUAACUUCUUUGGUUUCAGACUAUAAGGGCUACAAACUAAUAACUCGUAAAAUGAUGCACAUUUCUUAUUGUAAAAGUAUAUAACAUAUACUGGGACCUUAACUAUAAGCUUAAGUUUUUGAUUGAUUUGGUUUCUUGAUAUGGUAUCAGAGGCCGACCUGACUAAAGGUCAUGGGUUCGAAUCUCAAUCACCCCUUAUUUAAAGUUGAAUAUUCAACGCCUACGCGUAUCCACACCUCUAGCCCAAUGAGCUUUCGUGUGAGAAGGCGUGUUAGCGUAUAUAACAUAUCCUGGGACCUCAACCAUUAGCUUAAGCUUUUGGUUGAGUUGGUUAUUUACCUUGAGUUGCAAUCAUGUUAAUGAUGUUUGCUAUAAAGAGUUAAUGAGAAACUAACCUCUUUCUUCUUACUAUCUAUAUGGGCUAGGGUGCGUAUAUUCACCCUUUUGAAACUUUGUUUAAGUGGGAGCAACAUAAUGACAUUGAGAUUUGGGGGACAAGUUGAUAUAGAUCUCAAUGAAGUCGGGAGGAAACAAGCUGUUGUUGUUGCUGAGCGCCUAGCAAGGGAACCCAAGAUAUCGGCCAUAUACUCAUCUGAUUUGAAAAGGGCUCUUGAGACGGCUCAAACCAUAGCAUCCAAAUGUUUUGGUCUUGAGGUUGUUAUUGAUAAGGAUCUACGCGAAAGACAUAUAGGGGAUCUUCAAGGACUAGUAUUUAGUGAAGCAUCUAAGAUUAACCCUAUAGCUUUUGAAGCUUUGAUGUCUAAUUCAGAGCAUCAACAAAUUCCGGGCGGUGGUGAAAGUCGCAACCAGCUAUUCGAAAGAUGCACGUCUUCACUGCAAAGAAUUGCAAAAAAAAAUAAAGGAGCACGAGUCGUAGUAGUGACUCAUGGGGCCGUCAUAGAGAUGCUGUACAAGCGAGCGAUACGAGGAGGGAAAGCGGGAGGGGUAUGGAAUACAUCUAUAAGUAUAUUUGAGUUGUCUGAUGGAGACAAAUGGUGUAUCAAAUUAUGGAAUGAUAUCAGUCAUCUAAAAGAAUCAGAAUAUCUGGAAUCUGCUUCUGGUGGAAGUGCUUCUACAUGAUGUUUAAAUUCUCGAAUCGAUGGCACCAUUGGUGCUCGCUUUUCACCUAUUGGGUUGCUAUCCUACGUUUUUUAAUAGCUAAACUUUCCCGAAAAGAUCAUUGGAUCAACAUCUUUAAAAGAGUCAGGUCUAAACGGGCUUUAACCUGACUUGCUCAUUUAAAUUUUGUUCAAUCAUUACUUUCUUAAUUGUACGUUCUAAAUUUCUAAAAUUUUAACUAUAUAUUUGAGAAGGGCUAUGAUAAUAAUUGAUUUAGACUUAAUUUA
This is a messenger RNA of Amaranthus tricolor (Joseph's coat), 1755 nucleotides long. RefSeq names its product phosphoglycerate mutase-like protein 4. The record is from RefSeq and is a predicted model, not a curated record. The coding region runs from base 884 to 1489 and encodes 201 amino acids. The transcript is spliced from 7 exons. Lineage: Eukaryota; Viridiplantae; Streptophyta; Magnoliopsida; Caryophyllales; Amaranthaceae. Gene Ontology annotation, cellular component: cytoplasm; cytosol. Gene Ontology annotation, molecular function: phosphatase activity.